This is a messenger RNA of Neurospora tetraspora, 1588 nucleotides long. RefSeq lists its product as uncharacterized. The coding region runs from base 1 to 1296 and encodes 431 amino acids. The transcript is spliced from 5 exons. NCBI's taxonomy places the organism in Eukaryota, Fungi, Ascomycota, Sordariomycetes, Sordariales, Sordariaceae. Gene Ontology annotation, molecular function: FAD binding. The record is from RefSeq and is a predicted model, not a curated record.
AUGCCAAGUAAUGCCCCCUUUGGAGGAUUGAACGCCUCCGACAGCAAUCAGAAGCCAAAACCACACGUUUUGAUCAUUGGCGCCGGCAUUUCUGGCCUUGUCCUCGCUCAAUCUCUCCAACUCCAUUCGAUCCCCUUCACCAUCUUCGACCGCCAGCCAGGUCCAACGGAUCGAGACAAGAAGGAAAAUCUGGGUUGGGGCUUGACCAUUCACUGGUUCCUGGCUGCUCUCCGCUCUCUCCUGCCUGAGGAACUGGUGCAGCGAUUACCGGAGACAUACGUCGAUAGGAAAGCCGUUGAGGAUGGCCGAACGGGAACUUUCCCCUUUUAUGAUUUGAGCACAGGGGAAUUGAAUCUUCUGUGCCAGAGGAGGAGAUUGAGGGAGUUGCUCGGAGUGGGUGUCGAGGUGAAGUGGGAUAAGAGCGUCACCCAAGUCGAUAACCGAGAGGACUCUGUCACCGUGACAUUUGACGAUGGGACAUCAACCUCGGGGACUCUUCUCGCGGCUUGCGAUGGUGCCAACUCAGUGAUUCGCCGUGCUUUGUUCCCGGACGAGCAGUAUCCGAGGUACCGAAUUCCAGUGAGAGUGAUGGGUGUCAGACUCGACUGCUCAAAGGAAGAAAUCGAGCCGGUAAGGACGCUUGAUCCGUUUUUCUUGCAAGGGAGUUGUCCUGCGACGAUGUCGUAUGUUUACAUCAGCGUCCUCGAUGCACCUGGGAACAACCCUGAUAAGCGGACGGACAAGUAUACCGUCCAGGUGGUUGUCUCAUGGCCCAUCCGCAGCGGCGUGCUUGGGCAAUCGUCACCGGUCCCGGUUCCCGAAACCAAUAAUGAGAAACUCAGGCUUCUCAAGACGUUUGCUGAAUCGUGGAGCGAGCCGUUCAAAUCACUUGUCUGUAACGCUCCUGAAGACACUGAAGUCAAACGUCUUGACCUGUCGGACUGGGCGCCGCCAAAGGGUCUGCGAAGUACAGGUCGAGUGACACUUGUGGGAGAUGCCUUGCAUCCUAUGGCUAUGUACCGCGGCGAGGGUGCCAACCAUGCCAUCUUGGACGUCCUGGAGUUUGCGCAACAAGUACUCCCACAUCUGGAAGACACGACUGCUGAGUUUCGGAGUGCAAUCGACAGGUAUGAGGACUCGGUGGUUGCCAGAGCGCGUCCGGCGGUGUUUGCUUCCCGACAAGCGUGUAUUGAUGCGCACUGGUGGGAACGGAUUAGCGGCAACAGUCCUCUAUUGAGCAGACGAACUCCCAAUGUGGAAUACGAGGAGGAGGAUGUUCGUCUAUGGUCCGACUGAGUAGCGACGACAAAGAGUUCGCGUUGAAGCUACAAUCGCCCGCGGGGAGAGAGGGGAAAGCAGUGAUGCUCACGGGAGGUAUUGGGCAGAGGAAAGGAAGAGAAACAAUCGUUCAUCGCCCAGUCAUAAAAAUCAGCAAAAAAAGUAAUUUCGCAGUUGCUGUGGAUAGGCUCAGUGCCCUAACACAUCACAUCGUUCUUGCCAUCUUCUACCCUCAAAGUCGCUCCUUCCCCUUCGUUCCCCAAUCAGCUUGGAUAUGCGGCGACAAAAAGGGAAGUGGAGCAAAAAACAU